CAAUUUGACAACGUUGCUUGGGGGGCGCACUUUGUCAACAAACCGGCAUGGCGGGAACUGUCUCCGUCUCCAAGGGCGUGUUUGCGUUCAAGCGACAGAGGGAGCGGAAGCCCAGGAAUGCCGCACCUCUCUCCACCCGCGACUACUGGGGUGAGGCGCUGGACGGGGAGACGGCGGAGGAGGUGGAGCAGUUUAGGAACCUCACCUUCGGGAACUACGGCAGGUGUUGGAAGGUGGCCUCGGACAUACUGCAGGACCUUCAAGACAACAUCCACAAAAAGGUAUUCGAAAGCCUCAUCACUUUCACACACUCCGCGGGACAGCGCCUCGCCACCACCACCACCACCACCACCACCGCCACAACCACCCCCCUAGACCAGCCCUUCAGCCACAUGCAGACCCUCGCCUACGUGCCCACGGCCUGCCUGGUGACUGGGGUGAACAUGCCGGACAGGGACGCGACGUUUGAGAGCCUUGUUGGACUCCUGAGGGCCAGUGUGACGCCUCAUAUCGCACGUCUCCAGAGCAAGGAGUGUGCGACUGUGAGGACCACCAUGUACCGGAUGAUUUCACAGCUGAUCGGCGGGGGCGGCUGGGCGGAUGAGGGCGGGGAGGAGGAGGAGGAUGAGGAGAGGGCCAUGGCAGCGACAGGGCCGAAGGUGAAGCGGAGGCAGUGCACAAUGGCCACUCUGUCUGCUUGGUAUAAGACUCAAAUCGCCCCAGAAGAGGAAGACCCAAGACACAGUGAACCCAACGCUACCACUCAGCCAUUCCCAAAAUCCCCAAGCAAAAGAGGGUUCCCGAUUUCCCCCAGUAAGAAAAGCCUCCCAAGUUCCCCCAGCAAGAAAGGUUUGAGUUCCCCCAGCAAGAGAGGGUUCCCAAAAUCCCCCAGUAAAAAGGGUUUCGGAUCCCCCAGUAAGAGAGGAUUGAAUUCCCCAAGCAAAAUAGGUCUCAGUUCCCCUACCAAGUCCUCCCCCAGUAAACGACCCCUGGGAAGCUCCCCCAGUAAGGCCGACAGGGGUGGGCAGGGGUGUGAGGGGUCGCCAGUCAAGAGAAUGAGGUCAGGGGUACUUUCUGGUCUCAAGAGGAGCUCCCGGCCACCUCUUGUUGUGAUUCUGGAAGAUCUUGAGAGUUUCCAGCCACGCGUCGUCAAUGACCUUAUCCUAAUCUGCAGUGAGCACCGGAGGACAGUCCCAGUUAUUUUGGUGUUUGGGGUGGCAACAUCGCCGGACGCAGUGCACCAGAACCUCUCCCAAGACGCCUCCGCAUGCCUGGCUAUGGAGGUGUUCCGAGCCCAGCCAUCCACGCACUACCUCACACAAGUUAUCGAGAAGGUCCUCAUGUCCAACAAGCUUCCGUUCCACCUUGGGGGCCGGCCCUUCAAGCUGCUCUUGGACAUCUUUCUCUACAGUGACCUUUCCGUCGAGAACUUCAUCAAGGGACUGAAGGUCUGCAUGUUGGAGCAUUUCACGAGCCAGUCUUCCUCCUUCCUGUGCUGCCCGGCGUCCAAGCGAGCGUCGGUGCUGCGUAACACCAGCACCACGCAGCUUGACAUCCUCCGCAGACUCCCCUCCUUCAAGGCCCUGGUGGAGGCUGCCCCGCCCAAGGAACAGGUCAUGCUUCUCCUCGAUGAAGACCACACCAAGGCGACCAUCACUACCCUUCUGGAGGAGCUGGAUGCCUGGUAUGCCCGGUUCUGUGUCCUCGUCAAGGUGGUCAAUGCGCUCACCUGCAAGCUCCCAGGUGCUCCCAUAGGCCGACAGGUGAGGGAGGUGCUGGCCGUGUGUCUGUCCCGGGCCCUGGUGGACACAGAGGAGUUCAAGGAAGCUGUGAAGGGGCUCAAGAACAUGGGCCGAGAGGAGCUGACGGGGGCCCUGCAGAGUGUGUGUGAGGUCCUACAAGAGCACCAGGAGGAUGAGAUGCUGGCGGAGGAGCUCAAUGAAGUGUCACUGUUACUGGGCCGCCUGUCGAGUCUGGACCAGCUGGAGCAAGCCGCCGUAGAGGAGGAGGAGGAAGGGGCAGCUGGUGGAGGGCCUGGGGUUGCUUUGGCGCCCUCCGAUAGGUUCCGGUUAAGGGAGAAACUUCUCGAGCUCGCCAAGAGGAAGCCAAGGAAGGGGAACGCCUAUGAAGCCCUGCGGAGCGAGGUGAUUGACUUCCUCACCACCACCUUCACCACACACCUGCAGCCACCCUCCACCAAGCCGCUACACGAGGUUCUCUUCUUCCACUCCUCCAUGGCUAUCAAGAGGUUACUGGUUGGGCUUCCGAGACCUGCCCUCACCACGGCCCUCGCCAACCCACAACACUAUCUGCAGUGUAAGUGCUGCCGGCUGGAUGACCCUUCUGGCUUGGUCACAACACUCCCGGACAUAUGCGUUGCCUACAAGCUGCAUCUGGAGUGUGGGCGCCUCAUCAACCUCUACGACUGGCUCCAGGCUUUCGUGUCCGUGGUGGGCCGAGAGGGGGAGAACGAGGACGAGAAUGAGGAGGCUUGGGUGCCCUCCAGGAUGGUGAACGAAAAGCUACAAGCAAGGUUCGUGCUGGCCGUGUCGGAGCUCCAGUUCCUCGGAUUCGUCAAGCCCACCAAGCGCAAGACAGACCACGUGGCGCGUCUCACCUGGGGCGGCUGCUGAGGGGACUCGCUGCGACAGUACCCGUUGUCCAUCAUUACCCUUUGUUUUCCUUUGUCCCAUUGUCCAUUAUUGUCCUUUGUUCUCCUUUGUCCCUCUUUUUUAGCCAUGAUUUUCCUUUACUCCUUUUAUUCAGUGUUCAUUAUUGUCCUUUGUUCUCCUUUGUCCCUCUGAUUUACCCAUUAUAGUCAUUUGUUUUUCUUUGUCCCUCUUUUUUAUCCAUUAUUUUUGUUUACUCCUUUAAUCCAUUGUCCAUUAUUGUCCUUUGUCCCUCUGAUUUACCCAUUAUUGUCCUUUGUUCUCCUUUGUCCCUCUUUUUUAGUCAUUAUUUUCCUUUACUCCUUUUACUCAGUGUCCAUUAUUGUCCUUUGUUCUCCUUUGUCCCUCUGAUUUACCCAUUAUUAUCCUUUGUUCUCCUUUGUCCCUUUUUUUAUCCAUUAAUUUACUUCACUCCUUUAACCCAUUGUCCAUUAUUGUCCUUUGUUCUCCUCUGUCCUCUUAUUUAUUUUACUCAUGUUACAAGUACAGUUCACUUACAUGUAUUUCAGUGUAUUUUUAUAGAGUGUAAUAAAUGAUCCUUUGAUAAUGA
Eriocheir sinensis (Chinese mitten crab) is the source of this 3219-nucleotide messenger RNA. It is a transcript of the gene Orc3, whose product is annotated as origin recognition complex subunit 3-like. Gene Ontology annotation, biological process: DNA replication initiation; DNA replication. Gene Ontology annotation, cellular component: nuclear pre-replicative complex; nuclear origin of replication recognition complex; DNA replication preinitiation complex. Bases 48 to 2633 code for a protein of 861 amino acids. The transcript has 14 exons. Gene Ontology annotation, molecular function: DNA replication origin binding. The record is from RefSeq and is a predicted model, not a curated record. NCBI's taxonomy places the organism in Eukaryota, Metazoa, Arthropoda, Malacostraca, Decapoda, Varunidae.